CAUGCCAGUAUCCUAACAUGGAAUCCAACCAACCCUUUGUUAUAUAGAGCUGCCAUGACAGAGCCAGAUUCUUCUCGAUCUAGACCACAAGGGGCCUAUGAUGUCUUUUUGAGUUUUAGAGGAGAAGAUACUCGCAAGACAUUUACAGAUCAUCUAUAUACAGCCUUAGUCAAAGCUGGAAUCCACACUUUUCGAGAUGAUGAUGAACUUCCUAGAGGAGAAGAAAUCUCCGAUCAUCUCCUCAAGGCAAUCCAAGAAUCAAAGAUAUCUAUAGUGGUCUUCUCAAAAGGAUAUGCUUCUUCUAGAUGGUGUCUUGAUGAACUUGUGGAGAUUCUGAAGUGCAAAUAUAGGAAAACUGGUCAGAUUGCUCUUCCUAUAUUCUAUGACAUUGAUCCUUCAGAUGUGAGAAAACAGACUGGCAGUUUUGCUGAAGCAUUUGUUAAGCAUGAAGAACGUUAUAAAGAGAAGGUGAAGGAGUGGAGAGAAGCUCUUGAGGAGGCAGGAAAUCUAUCUGGAUGGAAUCUCAAAGAUAUGGCAAAUGGGCAUGAAGCAAAAUUUAUCCAAUAUAUUAUCAAGGAAGUGUGGAAUAAAUUGUAUCCCAAGGACAUGAAUGUUGGUACUCACCCAGUAGGUAUUGAUCCCCUUGUCAACGAAAUCAGAGACUUCGUAAGUAAGGCAACAGAGAAGGUUUGCAUUGUGGGCAUACAUGGGAUGCCAGGAAUAGGAAAGACGACUAUAGCAAAAGAAGUAUUUAAUAAACUCUGCGAUGAAUUCGAGGGGAGCUCUUUUCUUUUGAAUGUUAAAGAAAAAUCAGAAUCUAAGGAUAUGGUUCUUUUGCAACAACAACUACUUCAUGAUAUUUUAAGACAAAAUGCUGAGAAGAUCAAUAAUGUUGAUAUAGGAAAGGUUCUGAUUAAAGAACGACUUCGGCACAAAAGAGUUCUUGUUGUUUUUGACGAUGUGGAUCGUCCAGACCGACUACUUGAUUUGAUGGGAGAGCCAAGUUGGUUAGGCCCUGGAAGUAGGGUAAUAAUUACAACUACAGAUGAAAGCUUACUUCUUGAAGCUGAUCAAAGAUACCAGGUUCAAGAAUUGAACCGGGGUGACUCCCUUCAGCUUUUCUGUAGGCAUGCAUUUAGGGACACCAAACCAGCAAAAGAUUAUGUUGAGCUUUCGAAUGAUGUAGUUGAAUACUGUGGAGGACUUCCUUUAGCUCUUAAGGUUUUAGGUUCUUGUUUGUAUGGGAAAAACCAAGCUAGAUGGGAAUCUGUAAUUGACAGAUUGAGAAAAUUUCCAAACAGUGAAAUUCAGAAAAAACUUAGAAUAAGUUUUGACACACUGGAUGAAUCUACACUAAAGAAUACAUUUCUUGAUAUUGCAUGCUUCUUUAUUGGCAGAAAGAAAGAAUACGUAGCAAAAGUGCUAGAAGGACGUUAUGAUUACAAUCCAGAAGAUGAUUUCGGAACUCUCAUUGAACGGUCUCUGAUUAAAGUUGAUGAUUCUGGAACGAUAGGCAUGCAUGAUCUAUUACGAGGGAUGGGAAAGGAGAUCGUUAAGGAAGAGUCACCUGAAAAUCCUGCGCAAAGGAGCAGAAUUUGGAGUCAAGAGGAUGCGUGGAUAGUACUCAAGAUGCAGAUGGGAACAGAAGUUGUAAAGGGCCUUACACUGGAUGUGAGAAGAUCAGAAGACAAAUCACUAAGCACUGGAUCAUUUACAAAAAUGAAAUUGUUAAAAUUACUCCAAAUCAAUGGAGCAGAACUCACCGGAUCUUUCAAACGGCUUUCUAAAGUGUUGACCUGGAUUUGUUGGCUUGAAUGUCCUUUGGAAUUUUUACCGUCGGACUUUUCACUGGACUACGUAGUUGUUAUUGAUAUGCAGUACAGUAAUAUCAGAGAACUAUGGAAGAAAAAAAAGAUGCUCAACAAUCUAAAGAUCCUUGAUCUCAGUUAUUCAAAGAACCUUGUUAAAACACCAAACAUGCACAGUUCAAGUCUAGAGAAAUUACUGCUUGAAGGUUGCUCAAGUUUAGCUAAGGUACAUCAAUCUAUUGGACAUUCAAAGUCUCUUGUAUGUUUGAACAUUUCGGGGUGUUCACAACUUAAGGAGCUGCCGAAGUGCAUGGGUGAUAUUGAGUCCUUCACUGAGCUUCUAGCAGAUGGAAUUAACAACGAGCAAUUUCUCUUUUCAGUUGGACAUUUAAAGUGUGUGAGGAAGUUGUCAUUGCGCGGACACUGGAAGUGGGACUGGAACUUACCAUAUCGGCCUUCACCAAAUUCUUCUUGGAUUUCGGCUUUGCUAACUCCAACUUCCACUAUUUGGAGAGUAUUGGGAAAGCUAAAACUUGUUAAUUGUGGUUUCUCUGAACGUGCAACUAAUUCUAUUGAUUUUGGAGGUUUUUCCUCUCUUGAAGAGUUGGAUCUAUCAAAAAACGAGUUCUUCAGUCUGCCUUCUGGCAUCGGCAUCCUUUCUAAGCUGCGGCUUUUGACCGUUCAGCAAUGCGGAAAUCUUGUAUCAAUCCCAGAGCUUCCCUCAAAUUUAGAACAUUUGGAUACAUGUGGUUGCAAAUCAAUGCAAUGGGCACUGUGCUACGGUGGUUACGGGUAUCAUAUGUUCUUCAAUCGUUGGUAUACGUUCAGCCACAGAGAUAAGUUCACUAUGAUUCCAAAUUGGUUCAGCUACCGAGGAAAAGGAAGUUCAUUAUCAUUUCAUAUACCUCCAGUUUUCCAAGGCUUGGUCGUUGGGGUUGUCUGUCAACGCUUGAUAGGUCUUUUUGGUGCCGCCAAAUUGUGUAUAAAAAAUAAAAGCAACGGUCUUCAAUUGUUUGAAGCAACGGUAAGUGAUGGUGUCGGUAGAAAUUGGUUGAGAUACAUAAGUCUAAGCGAGAUGGCAAUGAAAGAAUAUUGUGAAGAUGAGGAAUUGGAACUGUGCGUGGGACUUUAUACGGGAGAAGACGCUGAAGUGUUUGAAUGUGGGAUCCAUGUGAUAGUUGAAAAGACAGAUUCAUUUGAAGGGUCAGAGUGGGAUCAUGAGUCUGAAGUUGGAAGAGAUAGAGUAAUACCUGCACCACCAUAUCUGUCUCAAUAUGCUCGGUACAAUUUCUUUGAGAUUUACGGCAAGCAAGGUCUCAGUAAUUUAUCAAAAAAUACCAAGGAUCGGCUUCUUGAGAGAAUCUUCAAUUAUCAUUUUCUCGAGUAUUGUUUUCCCUUCAAGGCUUUUUCCGUUCCCUACGAUUAUUCUAUCAUUCCAAAAUGGUUCAGCUACAGUGGAGAAGGAUGUUCAUUAUCAUUUGAUAUACCUCCAGAUUUCGAAGGCUUGGUCAUUUGGGCUGUCUGUUCAGGUGGUACUUGGCAUCAAGAAUUCAAGGCUAUUAUAAAAAAUAAAAGCAACGGUGUUCAGUUGUUCGAAGCUACACAUGCAAUGCCCUAUUUCCGUAGAAGGUGGCUAAGAGUCAUAAGUAGAUGUGAGAUGGCAAUGGAAAAAUACUGUGGAGAUGCUGCAUUGGAACUACAUGUGAUAUUGAGGUCCGAAAGGAGUGAAGUGGUACGAUGUGCGAUCAAUGUGAUAGAUCCAUUUGGACGGAGCAACUACGAUCAAACUCCAGCGUUGGAUCAUGACAUUUACAACCAAGAGUCUUUUGAAGGUUCAGAGGGGGAUCAUGACAUUGACUACUACAAGACUUCAUUUGAAGGGUCAGGAUCGUCGGAUCAUGAGAUUGACAACCAAGAGUCCGAAGUUGAAAGCGAUAGAACGAUACCUUCGCCACCAUAUCAUCUGCUUCACCAUCCCCAUCAUGGUUCCAUGAGAUUUUCUACAAGGCAGCAGUGGAAAGCUUUUUUGAUUCGGGCGUUCAGCCUAUGGAAAAUCAUAACCAUGCAAAAAUUCUCACCUGAUGAUCUCAAUUAGUCGAGGGAUUGGUUUAAGAAAACUCCCCACUUUA
Molecule: messenger RNA, 3937 nt
Organism: Populus nigra (black poplar)
Lineage: Eukaryota; Viridiplantae; Streptophyta; Magnoliopsida; Malpighiales; Salicaceae
Product: disease resistance protein RPV1-like
Exons: 7
Coding region: 55-3903 (1282 amino acids)
Biological process (GO): defense response; signal transduction
Molecular function (GO): ATP hydrolysis activity; ADP binding
Source: RefSeq, a predicted model, not a curated record